Messenger RNA from Aspergillus wentii DTO 134E9, 1711 nucleotides. RefSeq names its product cytochrome P450. Bases 71 to 1585 code for a protein of 504 amino acids. The transcript is spliced from 4 exons. Lineage: Eukaryota; Fungi; Ascomycota; Eurotiomycetes; Eurotiales; Aspergillaceae. The record is from RefSeq and is a predicted model, not a curated record. Gene Ontology annotation, molecular function: heme binding; iron ion binding; monooxygenase activity.
AAUUAUUCUAUCCUCGGUCUGUCCAUAAAUAGCACCUGUCAACCACAUUCUGUCAAUCACCACUCUGAAUAUGGCAGCUAUCAUCGACUAUCUGCUAUAUGCAAUCGCCCUCUCAAUAUGCUACACCACCUCUCUCAUCCUCUAUCGUCUCUUCUUCAGUCCUCUGGCCAAGUUUCCCGGGCCCAAACUGGCUGCUGCUACCCAGCUAUAUGAGAUCUACUACGACAUCAUCAAGCAUGGCCAGUUCAUGUAUGAGAUCGAACGAAUGCAUCACCAAUACGGCCCUGUCGUCCGUAUCAAUCCCUUUGAGCUGCACGUCAGAGACCCUUAUUUCUACGACCAGCUCUACGCGGGCCCAUCCAAAGUGCGCGACAAAUAUGCUUCGUUCGUCUUCAAUGGAGAGACAGGCUCGUCCUUUGCCACUGCCCAUCAUGCCCUCCAUCGAACACGCAGGGGAUCACUAGGACCUUUCUUCUCCAAGAAAGCCGUGGCCAAUAUCGAACCACUGAUCCAGUCCAAGGUGAACUUGCUUUGCUCUCACUUUACCCGAGCAAUGGACACAGACGAGGCAAUUGAGUUGCAUACAGCCUUUGCUUGUUUUGCUGCAGAUGUUGUCUCUCAGUAUUCCUUUGGCGCGUCACUCUGCUUUGGCUAUCUCAACCAGCCUCGCCUGAGUGAUCAGUGGAAGAAGAUCAUCAAUGGUAUCUUUGAGCUGCUCAUCAUUCCACGAUUGAUUCCUUCGGCUUAUUUCCUGUCUCACCUCGUUCCACGGGUGGCUUGUAUGAUCAACCCUGUCUUUGAGCCAAUUCCCCAGUUCGAAAAGGAUAUCCACAACAUCGUCAAGCACCUCUCACAACAGAGUUAUUCCGCAGAGAAGGAAAUGCCCAUCUUCCAAUCCAUCAUGCAGAGUGAAAAGCUCCCUGUGGAAGAAAGGAAGCUCAAGAGAAUUGCGGAUGAAGCCGCAUUCCUCGUUGUCGCAGGCACCGAUGCGCCAUCGCAAGUCCUGGCCAUCACCAUCUUUCAUCUUCUGUGGAAUCCUUGCACUUAUCAGAAACUACAAGCUGAACUGGUUGCUGCUCUUCCAGAUUUGCGGACUGAUCCAUCCUGGAGUGCAAUGGAAGAGCUUCCUUAUUUGAAAGCAGUUAUAAAAGAAGGGCUCCGUCUGUCCGCCGUGGUGACAUCGCGUCUUCCCCGUAUUGCACCUAAUGAGGUUCUACGAGUCCAAGGAUGGGAGAUUCCACCGGGUACCCCCGUUGGCAUGUCGAACCACUUCAUCUUGCGAGAUCCCAACAUAUACCACGAACCUAUGCAAUUCCUGCCUGAACGAUGGAUGGGAUCGCCAGAAGAAGUACGAAGACUAGGAAAGUAUCUGGUGCCGUUUUCCAAAGGGAGUCUGGGAUGUUUAGGGCCAACAAUGACAUAUUCGUGGCUGAAUUUGGCACUGGCAACGAUUCUCCGUCGAUUCGAGCUCGCUUUAUUCGAAACAACAGACAGGAAUGUAGAGAUUGUGCGGGAUUGCUUUAAUGGGCAGACUGUGCCUGGUCUGAAUAACGUCAAAGUCAAGGUCAAGCAUUAUAAUCUAUAGACAAUUCCUUGACUACGAAUGAAACUCUGCAUGCUCAAAAUCUGCCGGUACCAAACACCUCUGCAGCUCUCCAAACGCAUACAGUCCCAGCAUCAUACCUGUGAACGGUGCUCCGACCGGUGGUGC